UCAGCUUCGGUUGUUAGGAGGAGAGUCUGGCAGGAUGGAAGCUCUCUGACCGCCUUCAGACCUCCGCACAUCUCCGCCAGGCGCAUCACGGUUUCCUAAGCAACGGCAGGCAUACCUGUCGAGCUUCAGGCUCCAGUCAUGAGAAGAGAAAGAAGCUCGCGUCCUCUGUCUGUGCUGGUCUGCUUCAUCGCUCUGUGGCAAACACGGUCGAGAGCAGUUGGUAAUUCAAAACAGAACUCCAAAGACAUCGCAACAUUUACCAAAAUCCUGGACAGUCUCCUGGAUGGGUACGACAACAGACUCAGACCUGGCCUUGGAGACCGAGUGACAGAAGUAAAGACAAAUGUCUAUGUGACCAGUUUUGGACCAGUGUCUGACACAGAUAUGGAAUACACAGUGGACGUCUUCUUCCGUCAAAGCUGGUUGGACGAACGGCUGAAGUUUCAUGGACCAAUGAACACCCUUCCUCUCAACAAUCUGAUGGCCAGUAAGAUUUGGACCCCUGACACAUUCUUUCAUAAUGGCAAGAAAUCUGUGGCCCACAACAUGACCAUGCCCAACAAACUCCUGAGGAUCAUGGAGAAUGGAACGUUGCUCUACACCAUGAGGUUAACAGUUCAAGCUGAGUGUCCCAUGCAUCUGGAGGACUUCCCCAUGGACUCACAUUCAUGUCCUCUUAAGUUUGGCAGCUAUGCCUACACAAAGACAGAGGUAACUUACAUUUGGACAAGAAAUGCCUCCCAGUCAGUAGAUGUAGCAGAUGAUGGGUCCAGGCUCAACCAGUAUGACUUGGUUGGACAGACUGUUGGAAAGGAGACCAUUAAAUCCAGCACUGGUGAAUACACAGUGAUGACGGCUCAUUUCCACUUAAAACGGAAGAUUGGAUACUUUGUGAUCCAGACGUAUCUGCCCUGCAUCAUGACAGUCAUUCUAUCCCAGGUUUCCUUCUGGCUCAACCGGGAAUCAGUGCCUGCUAGAACAGUGUUUGGAGUGACCACAGUUCUCACAAUGACGACCCUGAGUAUUAGUGCCCGUAACUCUCUGCCAAAGGUGGCCUACGCUACUGCCAUGGACUGGUUCAUUGCAGUCUGCUAUGCUUUUGUCUUUUCUGCUCUCAUUGAGUUUGCCACUGUUAACUACUUCACCAAGCGAGGCUGGGCUUGGGAUGGAAAAAGUAUUGUCAAUGACAAGAAAAAAGAAGCGACUGUCAAGAAGGAGAAGAACACCUACGCCGUAGCUGUGGCAAACUACAAGCCCAACAUCACUAAAGACUCAACACUGCCCACCAUCUCCAAGUGCACUCUGAACGAGCCCAACAAGAUCACAGGAGGAACGAAGCCCGAGCAGAACAAGAAAACCUUCAACAGCGUCAGCAUAAUCGACCGCAUCUCCCGUAUUAUGUUCCCUGUGUUGUUUGGCACCUUCAACCUAGUCUAUUGGGCCACUUACCUGAAUAGAGAAAAAGUAAUCAAAGACCUGGAUCCAUCUAAAUGAACAGCAAGGGCCCAGCACAACAACAUGUCACACAUUCAAGACAACAACGCUUAAUUACAGCUGCUUUGGUUACAUAAACCAACCUUCGCUCAUUACUGGACACAGUUUUCUGCCAGUAUAGAUACACAUUUCUAAAUAACUUUAGAGUACACAGAAUUUUCAUUAAAUCUUUUCUUAAAGAUAUAUUAUGAAGAAAUCAUAUAAAAUACUGCAUAAACCAGGAUAACUGAAAUGCUGCAGGGUAUAGUGUUCUGCGGUUCCCCUCAGGUUCAAAGAGGUGUUUUCUCUUCACCUUUACUAAGUUUACAAAAGCUCUUAGAAAAAUAACUGUCCACAAUCUGCUUGGAACCAAUCAGCAAAAAGAUGAGGCAAUCAGAUGUUUAUGAUAUCAGGUGAGCUGUUCAGUUUAUGGGAAUGAGCAUUCCAAGAAAAAGUACUACAAUAAUCACAAAUAGUUGAUUUUUUUUUUUUUUUUUUUUUUUUUUUCAAAUACUGUGUAAACACACUCAGACAUAUAUAUUGAUAUAUAGUUUAGCCCAAAUAUUUACAUACAUUGUAUGAAAGGAAGCUGCAUGGUGGCACAGUUGUUAACACUAUAACACAGGUUUUGAUGCCCAGCCUCAGUUUUUUUUUUAUGCAUGGAGUUUGCAUGUUCUCCCUGAGCAUGGAUGGGUUCUCCCCAGGUACUCCAGCUUCCCCCCACAUUCCAAAAACAUGAUGGUUUGGUAAAUUGGUUACUCUAAAUAGCCCCUAUAAAUGUGUGUGUCCGUGUAUUAUUUGUCCUGUUUGUCUCUGUGUUGCCCCGUGAUGAACUGGUGACUAUUUCCAGGGUGUACACCUCCCAGGCUAUCAAUCCAGCUCGAUGACUUCUGAAGGUAAGCACCCCCGGAUCCUGCAAGGAUAAUAGAUAGAUGUGAUAAAUGAUGUAUAAUAAUUUUUUCUCAAUGUCUCAUAUUAACACCAAAUUUUCUUGUUUUUGAUCAGUUUACAUACAGUACAGACCAAAAGUUUGGACACACUCUCUAACUGAAUUAAAUUAGAAUUGAAUUAGAAGGCGUUAGAAUUCAAUUAGAAUUCUAACUGAAUUCUAAUUGAAUUCAAUUAGAAAGUGUGUCCAAACUUUUGGUCUGUACUGUAUGUAGCACCAACAUAGCACCAAUUCUAUAAUGCUGAUUCACAACAAAUGCCAUGUCAAAGCACUUUACAAAAUAGACAAAUCCCAUUGAUUGACAGAAAUAUAAAGUCAAUUCAAUCCAUCACAUAGACAGAUUUAAAAUUAACUGCAAUAACUGUUUAAUCCUACAAAAAACAAAGCAGUAAAGUUCAGUUUAUUAGGUCAAUCGGUAAAAUAUUUUCCAUCUAAGGAAACCUAGCCAAUUGCUUCAAGUUGUUAACGUUGCAGAAAUCGCUCAUACAUGUGGGGAAAGUGGAAAGGAAAACUCCCUCAUGUACACCCUGAGAGCCUGGGGUCAAGGCAUCCCAAGCUUCUGAUUUCUUAAUGUACGACAUUUGAAUUAAACAGAAAAAUGAGGAUGUAUGUCAAGGCAACAUCUCAAACACACUGUGUCUUUGUGUGAAAACCAAAAUAAAUUAGCCAAGAUUUAGUUUGGCAGAUUUAUUUUUGCCAACAUAAAUCAGUCAAGAUAUUAGUAAGAGAGUACUUACUAAUAUCUUGUAAGUACAUUCGUAAGUCAAGAUAUUAAUAAGAGAACUGUGGAUAUUCCUAAGUCUGGUCCUUCCAUGGGAACAAUGUUGAGAUUCCUGAAGAUAUCAUGUUGUAGAAAACUGAUUGAAACAAUUAUGUAAGUAUAAUCACCAUGGAUGUCCAACCAUUAUGCUGUUCAGAAAGGCGUCAGAUUCUGUUUCCCAGAAAAAAGCAUGUUGUUGUGCUAAAUGUUUGAAUCAAACGUAGGACAUAUUUUGUAAAAAUGGUGACUACAGUAGCUAAUAGUGGUAUUUUCCACAGUGAAACUCAUCUUUUACUCCAUGGACUACGAGGCCACUCAGAAAGGAAGAAGUCAAAACUCAAAAAGCAAUAUAGAGUUCACACUGUGCAAAUACACUCAGUGGAGAUGCUAAUUAGUGGAGAUGUGCUUUUGUCUGAUGAACACUAAAUGGAAAGAUGCCCAAUGAUUCAAAUGUUAAUUAUUACAUUUGGAAGAAAAGAGGGAAAAAUAGGGGAGGAAAAUAGUGUUAUGUGGGAAUAGUGACGCAAAAUCUCAAAACAUCAGUCAGAAAGUUAAAGUUUGGGUGCAAAUGGGUCUGACAAAGAGGCGAUGACUGAGUCAUGUUGCCAAAUUAAUCAUGAAGUGUCUUAAGUAGAAAAAAAUACUGAUUUGAAGUGUUCAUUACAAAGCCUUGAUUUCAACCACUUAGAAAAUUCUAAGUGGUUGAAAAGGAGUGUAUGAACAAAGUGACCUACAAACCUGGCUCAGUUACAUCAGUUCUGUGAUGACAAAUUACAACACAAUAUCAUGAGAAACAUUUUUUCAUAGAUAGGUUUAAAAGAAGGUAAUUAUAACAAAAAGAAAAAUAUAAAUUCCCUCUUUAAACUGUCUUACUUUUAAUUCAAGAAUCUUACAAACAAAAAUAAUUUUUGCUUUUCUAACUGACCUGAAAUAAGAACUUUACUCAGAUCUUAUAUUAGUGAGAACAAAAUGUUAUGUUUUUAUUCAGUGCAUUUAAGUAUCUGGUUACAACUGUAAUUUGGACCAGAACCGCUGCCUGGUGGAAAUGUUGCUAUCAGUGUGUUUUUAGGAGGUGGCAGUGGACUAAAGAAACUCCCUUUAAUAUGAUGUCCAUAAAUAAAACUCAUACAUAUCAAACUUUAACAACUAGUUGAACACUUGCACAUCAAUACCUACCCCUACUUUCUCAGAGGACAGAAGAGUUUUUCGCAUCCAUUGUAGUUGUGACUAUAUUGAAAAAUUAACAACAAUAAUAGGCCUUAUAAACCUUAGUAAUAAGAUCUAAAUAAAAGCGAUACUUUGAGAACUGUAAAAAGAGAAAUCGAAGGGUUUACAUAUUGUAGCAGUAAUCCAACAAAGUUUUCAUUCAACAUCAAACCUAAAUAUACUAGGUUUUCACUUCUGCUGACGCUUUCAGAUGAAGUGUGGUAGAAAUAGGUUUGGAGACUUCACUGUGUUACAGUUUGUACAGCUGUUUGAUGUAGCAAAGCAGUUGAAACCAGCUUACAAAUCAUCUGUUCGCUUAUGGCUAGCUAAUACCUGCAACUCAGCUGAAACGUAAAGAUAUUAUAGGUUCAAAUGCAGUGCGGAUGAACUUUAUAUGUUGGUAAUGGGCCAAGAGAAUGAGGAUUUCUCUACAUAUGGAGGUGACCUCUGUAAGCAUGAAGGUCCAUAUAUCUUUGGAUAGUAAAUCAGAGUGAUUGGUUAAUUGUGGCUUAAUCUGUAGUAGUUACAGUAUUGUUCAAUUUUGUUCCCAAUGUCCUAUGAGCUUUACCCCCAAAAUUUAACAUUUUUUCAGAAUGUCUGUUUAACAGAGAACCCUGAACCUGAACUUGCUGGAGGGAAUGAAUGUCAUUUCUGACCUGAGAACACUUUACAAUCCCCUGAAAAGCUCCAGGAAUAAGCUAAGGGAACUCUAAAUUCAAAAAGGGGAAUUAAUUUCCGAUAUCCAACAGAGAUUUGACAAGGAAGCAAGUUCUUUCAAGUGAAAGUCAUUACUGAGAAACAGAGUACUUGACAUGUUAUGCUUCAAGAAACACUAGUCAAAUGUAGCAUGAUUGCCUCUGGAAAAUAAGCUCAGAGUCUACAAGCCAACAGUUACUUUGCAGAUGUAGAAAUUACUGGUACUAAUGUGUUUUACACCCUGAUUUAUUUUCUAAAUACUGCUUGGGCAUUUUGAGCAUGUGCCUUAAUCAACCAGCAGAUGAGUGCUUAAUGAAAUUCUCGGCUGUCUGGCAGUGGAUUUUAAAUUUUGAUUUCAUGUUUUGUUGCAUCCAUUGUCUAGUAUAAUGCGUAUCCAAGUCUUUUACUUCAAUUUAAUACUUAAUGUGAAGUCCUCAUCUCCAUUUACGUAAGACAAGAAAAGAACCUUGUUGUGGGUGGAAGACAGUGUCCUCCACAGUUAGGCAGAUUCCAAAACUGGUUAAGGAUUUCUAUGUGACAUCACUUAUCACAGUGAUGUUUAUGUUGCCAUUUUGGAUGUCAGCAUGCCAACAUAAAAAGGGUAAGACAAACUGUCAAGAAUGUUUCUGAGUUUUAAGUGAGACAGGACAAUGUGUUGCUAUGAUGCCAGUAUUGAAUUAUCGAGAAGCUCCAUCAUUUUCAUUGCCAAACAGAAAAUGCUAAAGAGAAGGAGUACUUAUGGAGUUGCCAGAGUUUAGUAAUCCCAAUACCUCAUCACCGUGCCAGGUAUUUUUGCUUGGCAGAAUAAGCUAAGUUACCCAGCCUGCAGGAUAGAUCGAAGCUGAGAACAGGCCUGGCUGAAGAAUUACAAACACUUUACCUUCACUAAUUGUCUUUUUGACAGUUUGCACAAUCCAGAAAUCUGAUUCAACCAUUUAACUCUCAGCAGCAAAUAAACAAUGUCUACAAAAUAGUCAUCUUUUCUAUCUGAAUUAGAUUGUUUUACAGCAGCACAGCUGGUGUCUGUCCCAAAACUUUAUUUCACUUCUGUGGUUAUCAGAUCAAUAUUUAUAGUUAAGGUAGAUAUCCAGUCUAGUAGUUUAUGUUACAUAACAAGUUCUGCAGUUCUGCAAAAAAGCAUUUCCCCUUUUACGGAAUUUUUGUUUUUGUUACUUCUCACACUUUCAUAUUUCCAAUUAUAAGACUGAUUUCAUAUGGAAAACAGUUUUUAACCAACAAUGUUAAAAAUAGCAUUUAGGAACACAGCUAUCUAAGCUGAACCCCUGUAUUACAGGGGGUAUUUUCAAAGAAGAGUUUGUUAAAAUUCAUGCACAGUGAUGUAAAAGAAUAAUUGCCAAUUGCUGUAAAUGUUACCGGUGACAGAACCACUAGGUAGAUUCAAACAGUCAUAGAACCACACAGUUUAAAUCUAUAAGAGGGUAAAUACUUUUUGACAUCAAAGUAUAUCAUGUGACAUAAGCUGUGCUACUUAUAGUUGUGAUAACCAAUGAAAUAACAUUGAAUAUUUUGUUGUGUUGCUGUAAGAUGUUCUAAUCUCUCAGGAAAGAAAAAAAAUAUGUGUGGAAAAUAUGUUUUUCACAGUAUUUCCCAAUGGCACAGCUGCAGAUCCUCUGUCUGUGCUUGUGGCUUUUGUAUUUUUAUGUGUCUGCUAACACUUGCAGGGAUGAUAUGGACCCAGUGUUUCUAGAUGUAACGAUCUAGUUUUUUCUUCAACAUCUGUGCUGCAGUUAACAGUCUACAGCCAACACGGGUGUUAAUAGAAGUUUGAGCUUACCCUUGUCACCUUCUUACUUUCUAUGAAGAAAACAAUGAUGUCAUGCUACAAAAUGCUAUAAUAGUAAACCAAACUUUGAAAUUUCUUCACCACACCAACAAUAUGUUCAUUUGGUAAUUUGUGCUCUUCUCUCUGCUUCAACUGUUGCAAAUCAAUGUGUGCUAUUUCAGUAGUUUAGGUUUGUAUAAUGCAUACUUUUUCAUGAGGCAGCAGAAAGUGAAAAGUGUAGUAAAAAUCAAUAAGAUGUUGGCUCAUUAGGUCACAGUAAUGUGGCCCUGGAUUACCAACAUUUUUUUUUUGUAAUUCUUUUAAGACUUCACUGCUCAGCGUGUAGCUUUUUCAAAGCACAUGCUAUCCAUCUUUCCUUCUCUAGUUUUAAGUUGCAUACUAUGAAAGAUUGUUCUGAUUGGAUGCACGUGUUUGUUUCUAUCAAAUUUGUACUUGCUGUCUUGAUGUCUGUCUUUGUGGUGUUAUUGUUUUUGUUUAUUGGCAUUAUUCUAUAAAAAAUGUAGCACUUAGAAGGACUUACUCUCCUAUACAUUCCCUUCAACAAAAAAACACUGUGUUAGCACUAAAAUAUAUUGAAUACUAUGUAUGUGUAAAAUUGCAAUCCUUUUAAAUGACAUUUCGUUGAAAGCAACUUUUAUGCAUCUAUCAUAUGUGUAGCUAUAUGAACACUGUGCUUUUGAGAUACUUUACAAUUUAUUGGUAUUUUAGAGGAGUGAAGAUAUUUUGUUUAUGCACAUUUAUGUAUGCUUGAAACUUUCUGUGUAUGAUUACCAAAAUAGGAGUCUUUUUGUGCUGUUGUAUUUUCAAAGAAGACUAAAUAUUUCUGUAAUAAAGAUGAUGCA
Gambusia affinis (western mosquitofish) is the source of this 7730-nucleotide messenger RNA. It is a transcript of the gene gabra2a, whose product is annotated as gamma-aminobutyric acid type A receptor subunit alpha2a. Gene Ontology annotation, cellular component: dendrite membrane; synapse; postsynapse. Bases 139 to 1494 code for a protein of 451 amino acids. NCBI's taxonomy places the organism in Eukaryota, Metazoa, Chordata, Actinopteri, Cyprinodontiformes, Poeciliidae. Gene Ontology annotation, biological process: signal transduction; regulation of postsynaptic membrane potential; nervous system process. Gene Ontology annotation, molecular function: inhibitory extracellular ligand-gated monoatomic ion channel activity; benzodiazepine receptor activity; GABA-A receptor activity. The transcript is spliced from 10 exons. The record is from RefSeq and is a predicted model, not a curated record.